UGGUGGGAAGGGGAGCAGAGGGGCCGACCAUCUAUUUUAUCUACCCCUCCUGCGCCUCUCACCCGUGCGUAAAGUGCGCAGCCUUCAGGCGAGCCAGGAACAACAACCCAGGAACUUUUGUUAGAUUAUAUAUAUAUAAAAAAGAAUCUCUUAAACAAAAUUGGUCCAAACAUUUACUAAAAUAAAACGUUAGUGUUUCAAUCAUCUGAACAAUUUAAACAGAAAUAAAAUUAAUAAUCGAAAUAAUCAAAAAAUUCUGCAUUUUGUUAAAUAUUUGUACAUUUUCUUUAGUUAUUUGGAAAAAUCUUGUAACCACCACCACCAAAUGUAAUCAUCUUUGUUGAUUAAACUUUAGAUCUCAAUGAAAUACAAUAAAAAUAGAAUAUUCUAUUACCACAUCUGUUUUAAAAAAUAUUUUUAAUGUUUAUAGAAACAAGCUCUGAUGUACAAAACAGUUUUCUAUUCUGAAUGUUUACACACUUUUGUGUUGACAUUUUUUCUUUUAUCCCCAAUCCAUACUUUCAUUUUCCAAAUCUGCUUGAUACUUUUAGGGUUGCUGGAGCCUAUCCCAGCCUUGGUGAAGGUCUUCACCUUUCUGUUGAAGGGCGACACAUCCUUACAUGUACACCUGGGACAAUCUAAUUGGUAAAAUGACCCACAAUGCAUCUCUUUUUGGACUGUGGAGGAAACCAGAGUGAGAAGACAAAACCAUCAUUCCCCCAUCACCAAAUUUCACACUCAGCAGUCCAAAAUGCACCAUUCUCCUGGCAACCUCCAAGCGUGAUUUAUCACUCCAGAGAAGGCGUCUCCACUGCUCUAGAGUCCAGUGGCGGCAUCCUUUUUCUUUUUCUUUUUCACCCAAAUCCACAUCCCCACAACAUUGUACUUUAAUAAAGCUGUUUAUUUAAAUGACUUAAUUCAUGAUCAUACUUUAAAAUGUCCUCUAAAUAUCAGUUGACUCAUGCAGUUGUCUAGGCAGCAUUAUGGGAUGUUGAUUCCUGCUUAGUAAUGUCAGGAUCAGGAAACAAACCGAGCAAGGAAAUCCUCCCGCACGUCAUCUCAUCGCCACCAGAUGGCAGCAGAGAAGUUUGAAACACUUGGAAUUUACAGAUUUUACUGUAAGAGUUCUCAAACUGAAACUAUGCCUUCUAUGAUAAUAAUAAAAUAUAAAAAGUCAUGUUUUUCACUAUAUUAUCACAUUUAACCCUCAAAAUGACUAAAUAGAUGCUUGUAAUCCUGGAAAGGGGUGCACCAUGAAGAUGUCCUUCAGAGUGCAGUGACCUCAUCUUGGAGUGGAGACUAUAUUAAAAGAAGGUAAAGGACGAGUCGGAUCAUCAUGUCGCUCAGGUACACAAAGCCUAGUGCAGUGUAAGCAGAGAGCCAGGACUGUGGCGUGUGGAAAUUGCUAGUGAUGGCAGACAAUGCAGCAGUCCGGGGCCUGACCAGCCCUCAGAGGGACACGGGUCGCUUGACUGCGACAACAGCCCCCCGUCUCCCUCCCUUCUUUUUGUAACCUGCCAUAGGAUGGGCUCAGGGAGGAUGCUAAAGUUUGCCAUCUGCGAGGUGCUACAGUUUGCGGGCUUGUGCUUGCCGCUCUUCAUCGUCAUGCAGAGGUUUGCGGUGAUCAUCGCAAAGGUCAAAACGUCCGCUCGGCCGCCGGGCGACGGCAGCACAGCCUACUGGCUGAUCGUGGCGUCCUCCAUCGCCUACGUCACCUCCGCCGCUCUGCUGGUGUGGGUUCCCCUGAAGUCCCUGGUCUUCAUGAAGAAGAAGUUUCUGGUCGGGAGGAAGAAGUGGAGGCCGGUGGCCCUCGUUUAUGUGAUCCUCUCCACAUUACCUUGCUUUGCCUUUCUCAUCGCCAGCUCUGAGGUGCAGAUAAAUAACAGCAUGAAACAUGAUACGUUCACAGAGCUCCCGGUGUCAUUAGUCCUCUUCUCGCUCAUCUGCAUUGAUGUCGUGGAGAGGAUACGUCACUGCAGACUGACGGGCCAGGCUAAUGAAAUAAAUAGAGAUGCUGAAAUUCCCUCCACUGUCCUCACACAUGUGGAGCAGGUUACACCCAUGACGCCGAUUUCCCCGGCUGUUCCAGGGCCAGCCGUGCCCGGGCAAACUAUGCAAAAUCCAGCACAACCUGGACCGAACCGUCUAAACGACAGGAACCAGAAUGGGGCAGGAGCUCGACCGGAGAGCAACGGGACAGUUCUGGGGGUUCCAGGGACAAACGGCAGACCCUUUACCAUUUCAGGACUGAGCCAGGCGCCGGCUAACACCACAGCGUACGAACUGUCCCCAUACACUCACACGGGGCCUUUGAGGUUCCUGUGUGCCAGCGAUGCCCGAGCAGACGUGUUUGUGGACAGUUUCAUGUUCUGGAUGGACACAGUGGAGAUGGUGAGAGUGGCAGGACACCCUCUGGUCUACUACUCAGGCUGGGUAUUCCCCAUCUACAUCUUCAGCUACGUCUCUUGUCUGCGCGUGGUGGUGAUGCCCCACAGCCCCCUGCUCUCCUCAAUGGGAGUGGCCCUGCAAGACUUACCCUUCUUCUGUGUGCGCGCCGGCCUCAUUGCCUUCUUUGGCUUUGUCACACCCAUCCUCUACCUAAUGAAGAAUCUCCUGAUCUGUCUCGCCUUUGUCUACUUCAAUUUCAUGACCAAGCUGAGGGUCUUUAACACAGAGAGGGUUUUCUUUUGAGGUGGUGACCUCAAGCACCGGAAGUUGAGACAAAAAAACUUCUCCUGAAGUGUGGACUUUCUUCAAGAGACUCAAAGGGUUCAACAUAACUCUAGGUUUCACUGCACCACAGGUGGAUGCAGAAAAUGACAGCAUGUAAUUGCACAUUUUCACCUUGGAGUUACAGAGAAAUACAAACCUAAAAUGAUUCCUACAAAGAUGCUUUCACAAUAAGGAAGCACAUUAAAAAACAAGGAUUGUCGUAAGAUGACAAGAAUAGAAUUUGCUUCUUUGGAACUGUCAUGGUUCAGAUUCUUGACUGAAGGGAAUUUUUGUUCACAGAUUUCUAAAUUUUUUGUGUAAUUUCCUCAUUUCUUGGGAAAUCAAGUUUAAGGUCAUUAUGAUCUAUAAUAAAAAUAGUUUGGACAUCUUUAAGACCCACUCCAAUAAUUUUUUGAUCUAAUCUAAAAGCAUUCCUAGUAGUAUCAAAAACCUGUGACAUUUUCUAGGACUUACACCACGGUCCAGAUCCAUUCAUCUUCUUCCACUCA
This is a messenger RNA of Oryzias melastigma (Indian medaka), 3221 nucleotides long. Its product is annotated as transmembrane protein 236. The transcript has 4 exons. NCBI's taxonomy places the organism in Eukaryota, Metazoa, Chordata, Actinopteri, Beloniformes, Adrianichthyidae. Bases 1525 to 2691 code for a protein of 388 amino acids. The record is from RefSeq and is a predicted model, not a curated record.